AUGAUCUUCAGGGAUUUCUCCAAAGGAGUGAUCUUCUCGGCACAGACUGCUGUCGGGAUCCUGGGCAACUUCUCACUUGUUUACUGCUACAUUUUCCUUUCCUACACGGAACACAAGCUGAGGUCUACAGACUUGAUUCUCAAGCACCUCAUGAUGGCCAACUCCUUGGUCCUUCUCUCUAAUGGAGUUCCCCAGACGAUGAUGGCUUUCGGGUUCAAACAUUUCUUCAAUGAUUUUACAUGCAAACUUACUUUGUACAUUCAGAGAGUGGGCAGAAGUGUGUCCAUUAGCAUCGUCUGCCUCCUGAGCGUCUUCCAGGCCAUCAAGAUCUGCCCCAUGAACUCCACUUGGAAGGAUCUCAAAGUGAAAGCCACAAAAUACAUCACUUUUUCCAUUUACCUCUGCUGGAUCCUGUACAUGGUAGUAAACUUAAUUUUUCCUAUAUAUCAUUCUGGAAAAUGGAACAAAAAUGUCACAAAGAAAAGAGACGUACAAUACUGUUCUACAGACCGUGACAAAAUCAGUGACUCACUAUAUACAGCCUUGUUGGUAUUCCCUGAAGUGUUAUUUUCUGUGCUCAUAAUCUGGUCCAGUGGCUCCAUGACUCUCAUUCUGUACAGGCACAAGCAGCAGGUCCAACACAUUCACAGCGCUCACCUUUCCUCCAGGUUGUCCCCUGAAUCCAGAGCCACCCAGAAUAUCCUUGCUCUGGUGUGCACCUUUGUGUCUUUCUAUACCCUCUCUUCCAUCUUGAAUGCAUGUGCUGCUUUUUCGUACAAUUCCAGUUGGUGGUUGGUAAACAGCAAUGUCUUCAUUUCUGUGUGUUUUCCAACUGUAAGCCCCUUUCUUAUGAGCCGUGACUCCCAGGUAUUCAGACUCUGCUCUCACUGGGUGAGGAACACAAUCCCCUAA
This is a messenger RNA of Lepus europaeus (European hare), 912 nucleotides long. RefSeq names its product vomeronasal type-1 receptor 2-like. The coding region runs from base 1 to 912 and encodes 303 amino acids. Gene Ontology annotation, cellular component: membrane. Gene Ontology annotation, biological process: G protein-coupled receptor signaling pathway. Lineage: Eukaryota; Metazoa; Chordata; Mammalia; Lagomorpha; Leporidae. Gene Ontology annotation, molecular function: pheromone receptor activity. The record is from RefSeq and is a predicted model, not a curated record. The transcript has a single exon.